AUGGAUCUGAAAGUUGCGUUUGUGAUUGUCUGUCUGUGCGCUUUGGCCAUCACCUCUACUGAAGCUGGCAUUCCAAAAUGCUGCAUCAAAACAAAAAAGCACAUCCCUGUCCGAGUGCUGAUGAUGGUUCAAAGAAUCACUGUGCAGAAAAGCAGCGGCGCCUGUGACAUCCCUGCACUGAUACUGCAUCUAAAGGACAUUAGGAAGCCCAUAUGUGCUCAUCCCAAACUGAAGACAGCUCUGAUUGUGCUGCAGAUGAGGAUGAAACAGAACAAGCAGAAAGCAGCUUACUGAGACGUCAUGCUUUCUUCAGUUGGUGUUUCAAGAGCUUGCAUCAUACAUACGCCCUUAUGGUUGUUUCUUUUUUUAUUGAUUAUGAUCAUUUAGAAGUAGUUGUACUUCCAUUUUAUACUACUCUAUACAUUUAAUCAUUAAUACAUUUUACUUCCUACUCACAAGAGUGAAAUAUUGUACUUUUUACUCUACUACAUUUAUGUAACAGCUAUAGUUACUUGAUUAACUAUGAAGCAGUUAAAAUCCGCUCAACCUCGACUGUCUGCAACAUUGCAACACAAUAACAUUAAUAACACAUAAAGUGAUAGUUUUACAUAUAAUGGAGAUAUCUUUUAUAGUUUGGUAAAUAAUGUGAAUACUACUUCCACCAUUGCAUUUAUACUUUGUGUGAUAAUACAAUUGUAAAAGAAAAUCUCUGUAAAAUGUGAUUUAUUUUCUGUUAUUUGUGUUUGUGUGUACAGAAGUAGCAGUGGUGAUGAUUGAAGGGAGAUAGGUUUUAGAUACAAUGCUCCUUUUGGCAAAUAAUAAUAAGUAAUUUCAGAAAGAUAUAGGUUUAAAUAAUGUGUUGAUUUUGUUCUGGUUAUAUCAAGAAACGCAGUCACAACCCACCAACCAGAGGGAGGGUGAUAACUGUCAAUCACUACUGAUAAAGUUAUUCGGAUUAAUCCUAUGGGCCAACACUCGGCUUCAGAGGAUGUUCAUAAAUAUGAUGUUAAUACUGAAUUUAAUUUGUAUUUCAGAUGGACACUUUAUAUACAUGAGGAGUCUAU
Molecule: messenger RNA, 1064 nt
Organism: Cottoperca gobio
Lineage: Eukaryota; Metazoa; Chordata; Actinopteri; Perciformes; Bovichtidae
Gene: ccl27a
Product: chemokine (C-C motif) ligand 27a
Exons: 3
Coding region: 1-294 (97 amino acids)
Biological process (GO): immune response
Cellular component (GO): extracellular region
Molecular function (GO): chemokine activity
Source: RefSeq, a predicted model, not a curated record